This is a messenger RNA of Trichomycterus rosablanca, 398 nucleotides long. Its product is annotated as xenoxin-2-like. Lineage: Eukaryota; Metazoa; Chordata; Actinopteri; Siluriformes; Trichomycteridae. The record is from RefSeq and is a predicted model, not a curated record. Bases 2 to 361 code for a protein of 119 amino acids. The transcript is spliced from 3 exons.
UAUGAGGUCGCAGGUUGUACUGCUGCUUUUUUGCAUGUUCUUUAUUGCAGCUCACAUACAAUCUGCCAGUGGGCUAAAGUGUUACUCCUGUGAGGGGAGCGACUGCUCGAAAACAAAAGAAUGUGGGACAUUGGAAAAUCGCUGCUACUCUGCUACAGCUAAAGUAGACAGCAAAACAGUUUCCAUGAAAGCAUGUGUAAAUGAGGCCUUCUGCGACGUGGCUAAACUACCUACCACUCCAGGAGUUUCUGUGGAGUCGGUAAAGUGCUGUGAUGGGAACCUGUGUAACGGAGCUGAGACGUUUACUCUGAGUUUCCUGAUCUUGUUGGUUCCUCUGCUCUCCUCCAUCCUCCUCCACUGAGCUCUCCACUGAUGAAGCAGUUUCAUUAAAGUUUAAU